GUACUUCUGCUGUGCAGCAAUGGGCUCAGUCACUGCUGCAAGCCUAGGCAUCUGGUUUAUGCUACUUGACUUCAUAUUGUAUAUCUCAAGUCAUCUAGGGCAAGAUUGCGACCUUACUAGGUAUCAGAGAUUCCUUUGAUACUACUGCAGUACUGUAGGUAGUAAGUAACCAAUGCGUUGUAUCUGAGGACAGCUCUGGAUCCGCCGCUGGAAGUCUUCCCAUACAUACUGUACUCCUUUAUUAACCCUCCGCUUCUCCUUCAUCGUCACCACCAUCCGCUCAUUCUUUUCUUCUCUUCCCAUCUCAAACCAAAGAAAAUCAAAGUUCUCGGCCACAGUCAUGGGCUUUGCGUCUAAGAUCUCUAACGCUCAAAUGAACAAUCCUGGUGUGUACGGGGGAGCUCCUCCGACCGGCUACACGGGCGGCCCUCCUCCUGCUGGUGGAUAUCAGCAACAGCAACAGCAACAGCAGCCUCAGCAAUCCCAGCAAUAUCAGGCUUAUCCUGGUAGUUCGAGCCCCGGCUAUCCUCCUCAGAAUGCACCUUACCCUGGUGGACCUGUACGCGCUCCUCAGCAGGCAGCACCAGGAGCUGCCUAUGGUGCUCCAGGCGCUCCCCCAGCCGGCGCUGCUGGACCUGCAACUCCCCAGCAAACCGAAUCUUAUCGUCAGCUCUUGAUCGCUACAAUUCAGGAAAAGAACCUCCAGCAAUUUUACCCCCAGGAUAGAUUAAAUGCUUUGGUUCAAGGACUUUCCAGGGAUGGCCCUGCUAAGAUCAACAGGAUCAUGAAUGAGUGGUCUAUGCCUCUGGAAAUCGCCAUGGAUAUUAUUAAGCUUUCUCUGUACGACGUCGUCCUCUAUGUUGAUGACAGUGGAUCGAUUGAGUUCGAGGAAAAGGGUCUGAGAAAGGAACAGUUGAAGCAGAUUCUCGGCAUCGUCGCGACUGCUGCAUCCACCUUCGAUCAGGAUGGAAUUUCUGUGCGGUUUAUGAACUCUGAUCUGGCGGCAGAUGGAAUCCGCAACGUUCAAGAUGUCGAUCAGCUCUUCGCGCGUGCUCGAUUCUCAGGCAUGACACCCUUGGGUACAAACCUGCGACACAAGGUGCUUGAGCCAUUAGUUAUUGGGCCCGCAAGAGCGAACCGCCUGCAAAAGCCGGUCCUUGUCAUCACCAUUACCGAUGGACAGCCCGCUGGAGAGCCAUUGGAUAGCGUGGCUAAUGGAAUCCGUCACACCGUUGACGAACUUGCAAGAACCCCAUACGGACGAGGUGGUGUCGCCUUCCAGUUUUCACAGGUUGGAAAUGAUAUCAAGGCCCGCGACUUCCUCCAGAGCCUGGAUAUUGAUCCUACUAUCGGAUCAUUGGUUGACUGCACAUCCAACUUUGAAGUUGAGCAGGAUGAAAUGUCACGCGCCAGCCCACCAGUUCACCUGACCCGCGAGCUUUGGUGCGCUAAAUUGAUGCUGGGAUCUAUUGAUUCGUCAUACGAUACCAAGGAUGAGAAGAGUAGCGGCCGCGGCGGUGCGGUCGGGGGACCCCCUCCUCCUGGGCAAUAUGGUGGCUACAGCCAGCCCGGCCAAUACAAUCAAGCUCCAGCUCCCAGCUACGGCUCUCCCGCUCCAUACCCAGGACAGCAGUCAUACAGCCCAGCCCCUUAUUCUCCAAGCAGCCAACCGUCUUAUGGUCAGCAACAGUAUGGACAACCACAGUACGGCCAACAGCCGCAGUAUGGACAGCAGCCCCAGUAUAGUCAGCAACCGCAGUAUGGACAGCAAUCGCAAUACGGUCAGCAACCCCAAUACGGUCAGCAACAGUACGGAGGUUACCAGCAGCAGCAGCAGCAGCAGCAGCCUCCCCCGGGAGCUCGCUCAGGAUACCCUCCCCAGCAGCCACAUUAUGGACAGGGUCCACCUAGAUACUGAGCGUGAAGCUAGGGUGAAAAAUAUGAUGUAGACACGGAACUGACUAAAGGGGGACGAGGAGGGGAAGAUCGCGAUGAGCUUCUUUAUAUCUAUGGGGGCGUACCUUUUUUUUUUUUUUUUUUUUUUUUUUUUU
Aspergillus ochraceoroseus IBT 24754 is the source of this 2051-nucleotide messenger RNA. RefSeq names its product putative transcription factor RfeF (gene rfeF). The record is from RefSeq and is a predicted model, not a curated record. The coding region runs from base 341 to 1918 and encodes 525 amino acids. The transcript has 6 exons. NCBI's taxonomy places the organism in Eukaryota, Fungi, Ascomycota, Eurotiomycetes, Eurotiales, Aspergillaceae.